AUGUGCGAGUGCUGGUAUCAUGCCGAACUGAGCCAGACAAGUGCUGAGCAGUUAUUGAUCCGCGAUGGAAGGGACGGAGCGUUCCUUGUGCGUCAGAGCGAGUCUGUGCCCGGAGCAUACGCCAUCUGCCUCCUGUACCUCCAGCAGGUCCACACGUACCGCGUGUUGCCUGAUGACAAGGGACUGCUCUCCGUUCAGUCGGUCCACGGGGUCGAUGUCAGAAGAUUCUUCGGACUCAGUAACCUGAUCUCAGCCUACAGACGGCGGGGGAACGGACUCAUCUCCGCUCUACAUUUCCCUGUCAGUGCCGAGACGGCGUCCCGAGAUGUACAAUGUGAUGACGACGUCUACAAAUGCUCGUGCUGGAAGGACGUCCCUUUCACAGACCCCAAUAGACUCUUAAAGCUAAGGGGUGUGGCUAACACUUCCCACAAUGCAUUUCUUCAGGAAGGCGGCCCACUGAGCGCAGAACUAGACAGCGAGUGCUCACGAUUGGACAGGGAAAUUACAGCGACGUGGAGCAGCCUGAGGAUCCUCGUCCAGCUCUUCGGUCUUAUGUCUAUAGUUCAUGUUCAAGACAAUGAGCAGAUCUCUGCUGUGGACAAACUCAUCCAUAAAGUGUCAGACGUUCUGCAGCUGCUGUCCAGCUUGGAGAAGAGGGUCGCCAAGACCUUGCAGGACUGUUUUCUUUCCUCUUCCGCGGCUCUCAGUGAUGGGUCUCCCAGGGUGCCGUCAGGAACUGGUUCUGGUGACAAGGGGUUCAGGAGAAAUGAGCAACAAGUAAGUGAAGGAUCGGUGGAUUUCGGCCACUUUGGUUUUCGAGUGGCCCACCUGAGGUCGAUCCUCCUGUGCAAGGGACUAACGCUCAAUGUCUUUCAGGUGAAGCCGGGGGAGAACAACGUUCCCAGGAGAAGCGCCCCACAAAAUCUUUCUGUCUUCAUUGGCACUUGGAAUAUGGGUGGCGCCCCCCCGCCUCGCUCCCUUGUCUCCUGGUUGUCUGCCAAAAAGCUGAAGGGGAGUCUAGAUGACGGUGCAUCAUGUGACCACCCUGACCUGUAUAUGAUUGGAACUCAGGAAAACCCACAAGGAGAUCGGGAAUGGGCAGAAUAUCUCAGGGCGGCGCUGGCAUCGCACACGUCGAAGAAUUAUAAAGUGGUCUCCUCACAUUCUUUUGGGGGAAUCAAACUCAUGUCAUUGGUGAAAGAAGAAUAUGAAGAUCUGGUGUCUCAUGUGCAGAGCUCGUCUGUGAGGACGGGAAUCAGUAACACGCUCGGUGUCCGAGGAGCUGUUGGGGUUUCACUUGAGUUUGAUGGGACAUCCUUAGGUUUUGUCACUUGUCACCUCGUAUCUGGAACGGAGAAAGUGCAAAAGAGGAAUCAGAGUUACGGGGAGAUCCUGCGAGGUUUGGUCCUGGGAGACGAGGCUUUACGGGGCUUCCAGCUGCCUCUGAGACUCACCUAUCUGUUUUGGGCCGGAGACUUGAACUAUAAGCUCGAUAUGCCCGUUGUACACCAACGUCUCCUUCCUGUAGAUCAGCUGAACCAGGAACGCGAGAAGAAGAAAGUCUUCCUAGGCUUCAGAGAGGAACCAAUCACCUUUCCUCCCACCAGCCGCUACGAGCGAGGUUCUCGAACAUAUGAUCUGCAGAAGGCCAAGACAAGUGGAACUCGUAUAGUUGGACCUACUUGGAGUGAUCGUAUACUAUGGGCAUGUUACCCGGACACUGACGUUAAAUGCACCUCAUAUGGUUGUGUUGAUGAUAUUGUGAGCAGUGAUCACGCCCCAGUUUUUGCCACGUUUGAGAUUGGUCUGAAUUUUGCAUCCCGGAGAGAUUGCAGUUAUACACUCAAAUUUCUACACAUCGAGUCCAUUGUUAAAACCCCGAGCCGAUCGAGAGCGUGUAUAGAGUUCAGAUCUUUGUGCUUAAAAGAGUGUCCACAAAGUAAUGUGAACAGUGCACACAGUACAGAGGGAUCUGCCUUUCUCAAGCUGGGCUGGUCAGAGCAAGACUUACCAGAGAUAACAUUGGUUGCAGGAGACACAUUUACUGGACACUUGCUUCUUACUAUCCGACCAACGGAUGGAGGAGAAUCUUUUGGUGAAUGUUGUGUGUCGGUGCUUCCAACCACCAACAGCACUACUGAUCAUCAGUUUCAAGUGUCUCUGUCACAACGUGGAGAGGAAACGGGGUCCUUGAGAGGCAAAGUGAGAGUGACCCAAUAUCCAAAAGUGAACCCCGACAGGAGCCCCAGCAUGAUCAAUAGAGAAUUGGAGAAAGUUAUGGAGAAUACCACCAAGAAAUCAUGUCCUCCAGCUUCUCCUCAUGAACCCACCUCAUCGAGGUCCUCUAGGCGUUCAGGCAGGAGACGACCCGCCAGCAUAUGUUGUGGCAGCUACAGUAACGCUGAGUACUUCCUCUUUGAGGGCUUGAGUUCCCCGUCCACCCCGAUAUCCCCCCGGCCUCGGUCAGCGCUGGUGAGCGGCGAGCAGACGGCGGACCGCGCAGAGACAAUGUUCAGGACUGAAUUGGGGAGGAAGCCAACUUCACCGCACUGUAUGAGGAACACCUCCAAACCUGGCCGCACCGAUGUGAUGUCACCGAUGUGA
This is a messenger RNA of Nanorana parkeri, 2607 nucleotides long. RefSeq names its product phosphatidylinositol 3,4,5-trisphosphate 5-phosphatase 2B-like. Gene Ontology annotation, biological process: phosphatidylinositol dephosphorylation. The record is from RefSeq and is a predicted model, not a curated record. Lineage: Eukaryota; Metazoa; Chordata; Amphibia; Anura; Dicroglossidae. Gene Ontology annotation, molecular function: phosphatase activity.